This is a messenger RNA of Oncorhynchus kisutch (coho salmon), 6119 nucleotides long. RefSeq names its product solute carrier family 25 member 36-A. The transcript has 7 exons. Gene Ontology annotation, biological process: pyrimidine nucleotide import into mitochondrion. Gene Ontology annotation, molecular function: pyrimidine nucleotide transmembrane transporter activity. The coding region runs from base 412 to 1350 and encodes 312 amino acids. NCBI's taxonomy places the organism in Eukaryota, Metazoa, Chordata, Actinopteri, Salmoniformes, Salmonidae. The record is from RefSeq and is a predicted model, not a curated record. Gene Ontology annotation, cellular component: mitochondrion.
ACCUAUCGCCUCUCACUGCAGCGGUGAACAGUUGAGAAACGAAAGCUAGGGGGACUGUUGAAAAAAAGCGAUUGAUAGAAGCAAGAAUACAUAAAACAAUAUUCCUUUUGAAGUUCUCUUCUUUUGUAGUAUAACGCUCUACAAAUUCAAAUAAGGUCUGUUCAAAGAGGGGAUUGCUCGAAACGAAGAUAAGGGUUUGUGUAGCACGCAAGUUGACUAGCUAUCUAGCUAACGUUGCUACGGCAAAACUGAAUCACGGUUCUAACUGUUACUGAUUGAUAAUCGACGUCGCUGAUUUAUCGACGUGCGCAAGUCGUCUUCGAAAUCAGGGUGGUCGACCGUUCGCCAUCCAAACCUGUCUUCCCCCUUGACGCAGUCCGAAGAGUGUACUGGUUCAGAGAAUGCUAAAGAAUGAGUCAAAGGGAUACCUUGGUUCAUUUGUUUGCCGGAGGGUGUGGGGGCACAGUGGGUGCUAUUCUGACUUGUCCGCUGGAAGUAGUGAAGACCAGACUCCAGUCCUCUCAUGUCACCUUUUACAUCUCUGAGGUGCAGCUCACCACCGUCAACGGGGCCAGUGUGGCCCGCAUGGCCCCCCCGGGACCCUUGCACUGCCUCAAGUUGAUACUGGAGAAGGAGGGACCCCGCUCGCUUUUCAGAGGGCUGGGGCCCAACCUGGUGGGUGUGGCUCCUUCCAGAGCCAUCUACUUUGCAGCUUACUCCACUGCCAAGGAGAAGCUGAACGGUGUGUUUGAGGCUGACUCCACGCAAGUUCACAUGGUGUCUGCAGGCCUAGCAGGGUUCACUGCUAUCACUGCAACCAAUCCCAUCUGGCUGAUAAAGACCCGGUUGCAACUGGAUGCCAGGAACCGUGGCGAGCGGCGCAUGAAUGCCUUCGAGUGCAUGCGGCGGGUCUACCAGACUGAGGGCUGGCGGGGCUUCUACCGCGGUAUGUCUGCCUCGUACGCCGGCAUCUCCGAGACAGUCAUCCACUUUGUCAUCUACGAGAGCAUCAAGCGCAAGCUGAUGGAGUCCAAGGCCCAGGCCAGCAUGGAUCAGGACGAGGAUGAGUCGGUGAAAGACGCCUCCGAUUUUGUGGGUAUGAUGCUGGCAGCCGCCACGUCCAAGACCUGCGCCACCUCCAUCGCCUACCCCCACGAGGUGAUCCGCACCCGGCUACGAGAGGAGGGCAGCAAGUACCGCUCCUUCUUCCAGACAUUGCUGACAGUACCUAAGGAGGAGGGCUACCGCGCCCUGUACCGCGGUCUCACCACCCAUCUGGUCCGCCAAAUCCCCAACACCGCUAUAAUGAUGUCCACCUACGAGAUGGUGGUCUACCUGCUCCAACGCUAGCCCCUCCCCUUCCUGUGUGGAGAGGAAGUAGGAAGUGACUGAUUUGGUUGGGGAUAUCUAAGAUGGAGACCAAAGGAAAACCGAUACUGACCAGAACCAAGAAAGAAGAAGAGCUCCCCCACUAAUUCCCCACCAACAACCCCAACCCCCCUAAGCCUACAGGCCACCCCACAAGGGGGCGCUAUGGUCUGGGAUGAUAGAGAAAGGAUGGGGUGGGAAGAAGAGAGAGGGACGGCGAGAGACCGUUGGGUCAGUCCUUUACAGAGCCUGUCAAACAGUCUCAAAGAAAGACGGAAAUCAUUUUGUGGCCUUAAAGAGUUUAGUCUGUCUCUCUGUAGAAUGAAACUAAUCUGCUUUAGCCUGUACGGAGAUGACAAUCUGAAAGGGGAAUGCAAGAAAACAAUCGAUUUAAAAAAAACUGGUGUCAUAACAACACUGAACAUUAUAGAAAAUGUUUAUUGCAAAAUGUUCCACCAGUAGUUCUAUUUGAUUAGAUUAGCACUUUUCCCCUAGGAUUCAGCAUAUAAGCCAGGGAUGGGCAACUGGCGGCCCUUGGAUCAACUUCCCCGAACUCAGUCGGGGUCUCAACUUACUGUUGCAAGUUAGAAUAGCAGAAUACACAAGGUGCAAUUUCAAAAUGCAUCAGCAGUUUCUCUUAUGUCAGUCACUGACAGUCAAUUAGCCCAUCCAUGUCAGCGAAAAAUGUUUUUGAAUAGUAAGUUAGUUGAGCGGCUGGUGGGCCCGCAUUGAUUUUGUUACAUGCUGACCACACUGCUUGCGUUGCAAAAUAAAUGUACACAUACAUGUUAUUCAAUCAUUGCACCCACACUGCUCGCGCGCGCUAACGAGCGUCUGCGUUGCCAAUCGCUAAAAUAGAAGUCAGUUCUAUUUGUGACGCUCAACGCGGUGCAAGUUCUGCCUCUCCCAUCUCCUCAUUGGUUUAUAGAAGCAGAUACCCACGUGCCAUCUCCUUAUUGGUUAUACCCACGUGGGUGAUUGAAAGAUGAACUGAGGUCGGUCGGUCGUGGGAAUACUAUGAAAGUUAGAUGCCAAUUGCCAUAUAAAGUCCAAAGAAGGAAAAAGCCUGGAAAGAUGACUAGAAACGAUUAUGUUGACCAUUUUAUGUGUGGAUUAAUUGUGCAUCAGGUAAAAUAACAACUCAACAUUUAUAUCCCAGGACAAAUUAGCGAGCAACAGCAAGCUAGCUAGCUAAAUUGCCAUAAAUGUUUAAUGCUUUUUGACCUGUCCCCAAAUUAAUAGAAUUGGUUGAGUUUGUUUUGUUAUUUCAACCUGCGUGUCGUGAUCACGUUUGGUGUGGGGGGGACAAAAUCAAUUGCGCACGAUGGCGCACUCACACGUCCGGUCUGGGCAUGGUGCUAGUCUCUCAGUUUCACUCAGAUAACAUUUCUCUACACACCAUGGCCAAAUGUGUAGAAUGACAGGAAAUGGGGUGUAAAACAGCUCAUUUUCCUCUUCUGCCCCAUGGCAAGAUGAUUAGAAUGGCAUGAAAUAGUUUAUAAAGUUGUGUAGCUCCCACCCCCCAUAAAAGUUGUCCAUCCCUGAUGCAAGCUAAUGUUUGAAACAAGCUGUGCCUGCUUUGUUUCAGCAUUUUGAACCCAAGCUUGGUGUUUAAGGAAUGUCAAACAAACAUUGGCGAGGGAAGUUGUUUUUAAAGGACAAUUUUACGUUUUUACAACCAUCUCUAAGUGGUACGCUAUAGAAGGAUCCAGACACAUUCUUUGGCGAUUUCAUUUGUUUUUGAGAAACUUACCCCCAGCCAGUGUCACUUCCUCAAUGUCACUGAAAAAAAACUUGAACAAAUGCUCCAAAAACAACCAAAUACGUCAUUUUCAUUCCAAACUUUAUCUGCAAUGUUAUAUUCCACUUUGCGGCGUCUCGAGCUGCUUCCCCUAUCUAGCUGUUCCAUUCUUUGGUAGCCUGCUGCUAGAAUGGACGGAUAAGUAUGGCUUGAGUCACAAUAAAAUGGAAUAUAACGUUAUAGAUAAUGGUCGGAAUGACAAUUUCAUGUGUACAACAUCUAAAGACCUGCGUCACUAUACUGAGAGCAUUUCCAUUUCUAAAAUGACGUAUUUGGGAUUUUAUGGAGCAUUUUGUUCAUGUUUUUUCAGAGCCCCCGUACUGCACAAUAUGAAUGAGGAAGUGACUCACUGGUUGGCCUACGUUUCUCAAAAACAAGUGAAAUGGCACAAAAAGUGUCUUUCUAUAACAUGCCAUUGUAAAAACAAACAAAAAAAAAAUAUAUAUAUAGAGAUGGUUCUUAAAAAAAAGAUUUAGGCACAGUUUCUUUCUCCCCCCCCAGAUCAUUUAAGAUCUCUAGCUAGCUAUAUGAUAAGAGUAGCAAGCGAACAUUUCAUGUACUGCAACGAGUUUGUCUUCAAGCAUUCCCCUGAAGGCCAGAGUUACCCCUUAUAGUCUGAAGCAAUGCAUAUGGUGCACAAGACUAGGGAUCGCCGCUGAUCACAACACAUGCCACAGACGCUUAUCCAGUGUUUUGUAUAAUGGUAUUGUUUCUCUGAUACUAGUCAUUGGGAGGGACAUAGUUGUCUCUCGUGAGUGCACAGGAUUUCUUUGAUCUAGAUAGGGUGCGAGUCUUUCCAACAGGUACCAACACUUAGCUGGUUAGAGGUCUGUCUACCGGUGUGACGCCGCUACUUGAAGACAAUUUGUUAAAUGUUGGAAUUCAGGAAGUGUCAAUGUCAUUCCAUCAUCUCCCCCAACCUUUUGUGUGAGAUUUGGAUGGUGACUGUGGGUCGAUGUGCAUUUGUGUUUGUGUGUGUUCGUGUGUGUGUGUGUGUGUGAGGUGAAAGCGAACUGCCCUGAUAUCUACUCCAGAGGUAGUGAGUGCCCUCCACUAAAAGUUAAUCAUGUAGAUUACUGCGGUUGGGAGCAAGGCAAAGCAGUGAGCCACACCAGCUGCUACACAGUAGCCCUUCCCUACCAGUGGCUCCCAACUGAAGUUGUAUACACCUUUUUUUUGUGGCCUUUUGGGUUAUGUGCUUAACAUUUUCUUGUGUAGACAUUUUAAUCUUGUAUUAUCGGAAUAGUAUUACUGUAUAUGCAAAAACGAUGUUUUGCUCAGCAGUUCCCAUUGCAGAUACUGUACAGUUCAGAGUACUUCAUCUUGUGAAGGAUAUUCAUGUGUAUAUAAUACAUAUGCAUAUCAACUAUUGUGUGUAUUUUGCUUAGGUCCAUGUGUUAUUAUACUAGUUGCAAAUGAUUUGUUUGACUGCAUUUGUGUACAAUUGUAAGAUGUUUGAACCUGUUGCAACAUGGUGUGUUGACAUAUUUGUCUUUUGUUCAAGUUUUAUAUUAUACAAUUUGUAUUUCAUUUUACAUCAUGCAAGCCUUGGUGCUGAAAGACAGUCUUUGAUUUUAUGUCAAAGUAUUAUUUUUCAGAAUGAUAUAUAUUUUUGUGUGUGUAAAUUCCCCUCAAUCUGAUUUUUACAUUUGAAUUGGCUCUCCAGCCAUCUUCAAGCGAUUUAGUAUCCUGUAUAUCUAACUGUGUAGGCUACUGCAUCCUAUCUGGUCUUUGUUACAAAUUCUCAAUCUGGCAUUCAGUAGGAAAAGAACAGUGUGAUGGAGCGUAAUAUAAAUGAAUAUUAUAUUAAUGUCAAUAUUAUGACAAGAUGAUGUUUUGGCGUUCAAGUCACCCUAAACUGAUUCAGGCUCUCGAUUCAUGACUGAAGACUUUCCGACAGUGCAGAGGCCACAUUGGAUUAUGGUGCGCAUCGUUUAGAUGGUUGUAAAUAGCCUUCUGUACAUUGAAGUUUUGACCCGAGGCCUCUGCCUAUGGUAGUUGCUCAUUUUGUCAGGCCAAUUUCAAGAGUCUUUUUUUUCCUAUCCACUGGCAUACUAUAUAGAACAACUGUACUGUGAAUAUGCUGGAGUCCUUUUCCCACAGACUAUAACCUAGCUGUUUUUGUUACUAUCGUUGCCCUGACAGUCAUACUGUGACUUGAAUAACUAGUAUACAGUACAUAACUGUGAUGUAUUUUGUAGUGGAGCGUAGACUUGCAUAUAAGGUGAUCUGUGAGACUUUAGUGACUGCCCCGUGCUGCUAUCUAAGAGAUGGGGCUCAAUGCCACUACGCUUCCACUCCACUCAAGACGGCUCUGUUGUAUUGAAAACAAAACACUACACACUGCAGUUUCAUGACUUAUCCCCACAUAGUCUUGGGUUAGUAGGUUGGCAAUACCUCAACCAUGUCACUAAAGACUAAUCCAUUUAACACUGUGGAUGCCAUCAUGGUGGGUCCCAUAUGGCUUCUCUAUUGGCAAAACCGGAGUCUGCCAGGGAGUGUAUACAGAUUUUACACAGCCAAGGUACAGUUUACAGUUUGGAAAAGUAGGCGUACAUUUUUAUAGUACGGUACUGGAUUACUAGUAACUCAAUCUACUUCUAUCAAUGUUAUUUCGUAGUCAAUAGGGGUCCAGGUUGACAUGACUACCAUGCUGCCCAAUUUAUAUCUGGGCUAGAGAAAUAUGCUUACUCAUUCAUGUCCAUGUUUUUGCCUGACUCAAUACUUCAAGGAGAAAUGUGAUUACUAUAUGUAAACAUUUCAGUGAACUGAUUUUUUUUUUUAAAUGUUGUUUUGUUGAUUGUUUUCCCUCUUAAAUCAGCCAGUACCCCCCCUCCUAUUUGUUUGGUUUAAGCUGGUGAAAUUAAUGUGGCCUAUUCUUUGCCAUCUAUGUAUCAUCAUACCUCCUUUUUUUGUACAAAAGUCAAUAAAAACCAGAUUGCAACUCCCA